AUUCCUUCAACACACAAAGCGGGGAACGUGCCCGGCACAUUCAUUGUCCGCGGCUUUCGGUGGUGGCCGGUGACCGCGAUUUCUGCUGCAGGUACAAGGGUUCUUCUGUUUUGAAUCGGCUGUCGCCUUUAUCCUCGUGUGGGAAGCCGCCCCCUGAUCGAGGGGUUGCGGGUGGAGAAUACAUUUCGUCUCGCCGCUGUAGCAUGUGUUUCGCCGAACCCGCAGUCGCCAGCUAGCGCCGCCGCUCGCGGCGGCCGCGGCGCGAACUGCGGCCGCCAUGUAGUGCCGCUAGAUGGCACCCGCGCUCGAGCCGCCUCGCCGUCCCGCGACGAUCGAGGUGUCCGUGGAGACGCUGACUGGCUCUGGCUUCAACCUGCGCGUCUCCAGCUUCGAGACGGUGAUGUCGGUGAAGGCGCGCAUCCAGCGCAUUGAGGGCGUGCCCAUAUCGCAGCAGCACUUGAUCUUCCACGAGCGCGAGCUGUCGGACGGCGCCUCGCUGCUGGAGAGCGGCGUCACCAGCGGCAGCCGGCUGAAGCUGGUGGUGGCCAUGCGCGGCGGCCCUGUCAACACGCGACGCUUGCCCAUGUAUGACGACAUCACGCGCGCCGAGAUGCAGCAGCUCAUGGAGAUGCAGAGCAGGGAGGCGUCGUGGGACGGCGACACGUCCGGCCGGCAGGUGACGCUGCUGGUGUUCCGCGAGGGUGACCAGGUCAACUUCUACCGCGUCAUGGAGAACACGGACGGCACGUUCUCGCCGCUCUCCGACUCGUGGGGAUCGUCCAUCAGGACCGUGAUAGAAUGGCUGAAGGGUCCGGAGGACUGGCUGUAG
Molecule: messenger RNA, 829 nt
Organism: Pollicipes pollicipes
Lineage: Eukaryota; Metazoa; Arthropoda; Thecostraca; Pollicipedomorpha; Pollicipedidae
Product: AN1-type zinc finger protein 4
Exons: 5
Coding region: 293-829 (178 amino acids)
Molecular function (GO): protein binding
Source: RefSeq, a predicted model, not a curated record